This is a messenger RNA of Eutrema salsugineum, 2496 nucleotides long. RefSeq lists its product as uncharacterized. The coding region runs from base 1 to 2496 and encodes 831 amino acids. Gene Ontology annotation, molecular function: zinc ion binding; nucleic acid binding. Lineage: Eukaryota; Viridiplantae; Streptophyta; Magnoliopsida; Brassicales; Brassicaceae. The transcript is spliced from 3 exons. The record is from RefSeq and is a predicted model, not a curated record.
AUGUCAUCUGAUUUCUCUGUGGACGACUGUGAAUUCUACACCUUCCGGGACGGUAAUCACGUUCGUUGGUACACCCCAGGAGAGAUGGAAGCCAAGCUUAACCAAAUCACUGAGAUGAUAGAGCGCAUGAGCCAACGAAUGGAGAGGCUUGAAGUACAGCCGAGGCCAGCGGAAGUAAAUGACCAGAACCGUGAGGAACCUGUGCAUAUCCGCCGAGAUCGGAACCAGGAACCUGAGAUAGACAAUCCAUUUUACGAUGACAACCAUUCGUCUGGUAGUAGCCGAGUGAGGCCGCGAGGCAAUCGGAUGUUCCGUGGCCGAGCUGGAGGGAUCCGAGACCGAGGACACGCCAUGCCCAUGAGAAACCCGAACGACCGUUACGAGGGAGGACGGCCACAGCAGCGUUACGAAGCCGAACCGGCUAGAGGCCGAAACGACAACGACCUCGGAGAUCUUCUGGAGAGGAAGAAGAUCAACCUAGCUGCAUCAGAGUUCAACGGUUACGCUAUAGAUUGGUGGGAUCAGAUUGUGAUCAGUAGAAGAAGAAACGGCGAACGGCCUGUUGAAACCUGGGAAGAGAUGGCCACCUUGAUGUGGCAACGGUUCGUGCCUGCGCAUUAUCAACGCGAGCUGCACACUAAGCUCAGACGUCUUACUCAAGGGACUAAGUCUGUAGAAGACUACCACCAGGAGAUGGAGAGGCUUAUGAUCAAAGCCGAUGUUUUCGAACCAGAGGACGCAACGAUGGCGAGAUUCUUGAGCGGUCUAAACCGAGACCUUCAAGACCGAAUGGAACUUCAGGAGUAUCAGGACAUGUACGAGAUGUUACACAAAGCAAUCCUCUUGGAACAGCAACUUAAGCGCAAGGGAACAAAUCGUUUCACUACCGGAACUAGCUCGCGACCGACCUAUCGAGACGACAAAGCGGUCUACCCUACGCGACCAAAGUUCGAAGCCAAGCCCGGUCAAAACGCCGACCUCAAAGGCAAACCCGAGGUAACCUCAGCACGGACUCGGGAUAUCGAAUGCUUCAAGUGCCGAGGCAAAGGUCACUACGCGAAUAAGUGCCCAAUUCAGAGAGCUAUGAUUCUGUUGGACACCGGUGAGGUCGUCUCCGAGGCUGAAAGUAAAGCUGGACCAAAAUAUGACGAUGAGCCUGAGGAAGAGUAUGCGGCUGGAGGAGAGCUACUGGUAGCACGGCGAGUGUUAGUAUCACAAGAGCCGGUCCGAGAUGAGGAUCAAAGAGAAAAUCUUUUCCACACCCGAUGUAUAAUCAUGGGAAAGACUUGCAGCAUGGUCAUAGAUGGUGGGAGUUGCACGAAUGUGGCAAGCCAGAAUAUGGUGGAGAAGCUCGGGAUGCAAACCAUCAAGCAUCCGCAUCCAUACAAUCUCAGAUGGCUUAAUAACCAAAGGCAGCUCAAAGUCACCAAGCAAGUCACCGUGCCAUUCAAAAUCGGACGGUAUGAAGAUGAAGUAUUGUGCGAUGUCUUACCCAUGGAGGCCGGACACAUUCUGUUAGGACGGCCGUGGCAGUUCGACCGGAAAGCCAUUCACGACGGUUUCACUAACAAACAUUCGUUUGAACACCAAGGACGUAAGGUCGUGUUGGUGCCUUUGUCCCCACACGAGGCUGUGCUUGAGAGGCAACCUUUUAUCUUGCUUAUGUUUAAAUCCACUUUGGCUAGCACGUCUGAUUCCGAGCCGGAACUUCCGAGCAGGAUUUCUUGGGUUUUACAGGACUAUGCAGACGUUUUUCCCGAAGACAACCCAGGCGGUCUACCACCAAUCCGAGGUAUUGAGCACCAGAUUGACCUCGUCCCUGGAGCAUCUUUACCCAACCGACCUGCGUACCGCACCAAUUCGACCGAGACUAAGGAACUCCAAUGUCAGGUUGACGAACUGAUGGCCAAGGGCUACAUCCGCGAGAGUCUAAGUCCAUGUGCCGUGCCCGUGCUCCUAGUGCCAAAGAAGGAUGGAACUUGGCGAAUGUGUGUUGAUUUCCGAGCUAUCAACAACAUCACGGUAAAGUAUCGCCACCCAAUUCCGCGUCUUGAUGACAUGCUAGAUGAACUUUAUGGGUCUAGUGUGUUCACAAAGAUAGAUUUAAAAAGUGGAUACUAUCAGAUCCGAAUGAAGGAGGGAGAUGAGUGGAAGACCGCGUUCAAAACCAAGCAUGGUUUGUAUGAAUGGCUGGUCAUGCCAUUCGUCCUAACAAACGCACCUAGUACCUUUAUGCGGUUAAUGAAUCAUGUGCUUAGGUUGUUUAUAGGCGUCUUUGUAGUGGUCUACUUCGAUGACAUUCUGAUAUACAGUAAGAGUCUAGAGGAGCAUGUGAAUCAUUUGAAACAGGUGUUAGAAGUCCUUAGGAAAGAACGUUUAUUUGGAAACUUUAAGAAAUGUUCUUUUUGUACGGAUAACGUGGUGUUUCUAGGCUUUGUUGUCAGUUCACAGGGAAUACAGGUGGACGAGGAGAAGAUCAAAUCCAUCCGAGACUAG